GUUCCUUUCCUCCAAGUCACAGAAACUGGAAAAAAAGUUAAAAAACGAAACACCACAGAAACCCUCCGCCAAUCACAAUUAAAGUGUCUAUAUUAAUUUUACCCCACCAUGCUUAAGAAUUUAAUAAAAAGUAAUAAAAAUUUCAAGAAAUAAAAAACGCGGAAUUGGAUUUGUAUAAAACGUGCAACACCUUUUGGAGAGACAUAUCAAGAUUUGAACUUUCAUCAUCUGCACCAUACGACUCAUCGUUGCCUCCUGACUAUUCCUUCAUGUCGAUUUCUGGAAUUCAAGGCCAGCUUCUUGAAGUCACUGUUGUUGGUUGUAACAAAUUGAGAGAUACGGAAUGGAUUUCUCGGCAGGACCCAUAUGUCUGUCUUGAAUAUGCCCACAACAAGCACCGCACCAGAACAUGCACAGAUGGUGGUAAAAAUCCCACAUUCCAAGAGAAGUUCGUGUUUCCGCUGAUUGAAGGUCUUAGGGAACUCAAUGUUCUGGUCUGGAAUAGCAAUAGUGUCACAUUGGACGACUUCAUUGGCGAGGGAAAGGUUCAACUUCAGAAGGUUCUUACUCAGGGUUAUGACGACAGCACAUGGCAGCUUCAGACUAAACAUGGCCGAUAUGGAGGAGAAGUGCGGCUCAUAAUGCAUUAUUCGAAGACCAAUAAACCAGCAUCAAGCUAUGCUCCAUCUGCACCACCAUAUGGAGCACCACAUGCAUCACAAGCUUAUCUAUAUUCAACCCCCCCACCUGCAGGUCAUUAUGCACCACCGGCGCCUGGACCUUACCCACCAGCGCCAGCAGGGUACCCAGCUCCAUCUCCCUAUCCUUCGUACUCGCCUAAUUCAGCAGGGUAUCCACCAUCUGCAUAUGGUCCCCCUCCGCCGGCGUAUGGCCAUACUCCGUCUGCCUAUCCUCCCCCACCAUACCCACCGACUUCAACAUAUCCCCCACCCCCGCAAUCCUCACCCUAUCCUCCAAGGCCUUUCCCUGGACUUUAUCCUCCACCACCGUACUGAGAUAGAGCUCCUCCAGUUGUACCAGCAAAAGAGAUAGAGCUCCUCCAGACCCCGAAUGAAGAUGCGGUUGGUACUAAUUGUGUUUAGUCUAAUACUCGUAGUUUGGUGGUUGUCUUACCGCAUGGACAUUUUCUUUCUCCCCGAUGUCGAUAAAGCGCCUAGUGUUUGAACCAGAAUUUUGGUGAGCUAGAUUUGAACUUGUUCGAAUCAUUUGUAUAUGUUGGUGAAUAGGUCGCAAUAAUAAUGUAUGUGUUUUCUGCUGGAUUUGUACUUGUUCAAUAAUCCUGAAGUUAUAAAAGCAAUUGGUACUCUGAA
Messenger RNA from Pyrus x bretschneideri (Chinese white pear), 1331 nucleotides. RefSeq names its product protein SRC2 homolog. The record is from RefSeq and is a predicted model, not a curated record. The transcript has 7 exons. Bases 270 to 1016 code for a protein of 248 amino acids. NCBI's taxonomy places the organism in Eukaryota, Viridiplantae, Streptophyta, Magnoliopsida, Rosales, Rosaceae.